UUCUCAUUCUUAAAGUCAUACAUUAUAUAAGUGUUUAGAUAAGUGUUUGAAUUUUUUUUAUAUGUGUUUUUUAGUGGAGGAUGGAGAGAAUCGGGAGGGAGGCAUUGAUGGAUAUGGAGACAGGCAGAGAGCUGAAAACAGAUCUGCAAAAGACCUGGAAGCCAGGAAAGAGUGUUGAUGUCAGCAGGGAAAAAGUGAGCUACCUUAAGAUGGAGAGCAAGAGGGAAGAACUGACAGAGUCAAACUGGUUCAUCCAAUUGGAGAACUUGGGAGAUAUGGGUAGACUGAGAGACAUUGAAAAACAUCAAGAAAGAAUGAGAGAGAUCGAGAGACGCACUGACAUUGCAAGACAUGAAAUUAGAGAGUCGGAAAAACUGAGACAGAAACAGAGGCAGAUGAAACAUGGGGAGGAGAUGUUAAACAUGAAAAGAGACUUUUAUGAGAGACAGAGCAUAAUCGAGAGACGACUAGAGGAAAAAAUAAGACGAAUGGAAGAGAGAGAAAGAGAGAGGGUGAUGAAAAAAGAAUGGGAAGAAAGUCAGCAUCAGGAGUCGCAGACAGGAGUCAAAGACACGGAGCACAGGUUUCCUAAGGAGAGACAAAUAGAGGAAAAGAGACACGAAGAAAGUCUGAUUCGGCUUGAAAGUAGAUGCCAACAGGAGUGGGAAGAGAAGAUACUGGAAUUGGAGCGUGAACUAGUGAUAAAGGAAGAGAUGUCAAAGAAGAGAGAGGAGCAAUUGUUGAGACAGCUUGAACAGGAACACCAGACUAAAGUGGGGGGAGUUAGAAAGACAUGGACAGAAAUGGAGAGAAACACAACUAUGAAAAGCCUGACAGGAACACACAUGGUGAGAGACCUCGAUCUACAAGGAGGUGGAAGGCAUCAGACAGAAGAAAAUGACUCUGAAAGAGAGUUAUAUGAAAGACAGAUAGCUAUGAGGAAACAAGAGAUGAUUGAGCGUGAGAGAGACAUUUUAAGCGAUAAAGAGAGACGGCUUCAGAUGGAGGAACAGCUUAAGAAAAUGGAGAGGAAAUUUGAGAUGGAGAGAGAGAUGGAGCGAAAGAGUCAUGAGGAAAGAUGGAUGAAAAUUGAGGAGAAACAAAAGGAAUGGGAGAAGAGGACCAGAGAGUUAGAGGGAAAGCUGGAGGAAGAGAGACAGGCAGCACAGAAAAGAGAACAAGAGUUGCUGAAGGACAUAGAAGAGGAAGAAACAGCAAAAGAGUCAGAGCUGAUGAAAAUGGAAAAGCAGAAGGAGACUGGGGUGGAGGAAAAAAGAACAACUGGUGUGGAGAAACUGAUAAACAGAGGAAAGGAAUGGAUGAGAGAAAUCAAACAAAAAGUAGAGAAAAAGAAAGAUGUUGUUGAGGCCAGGUUGCAAGAUGGAGAGGGAUUUGUGGAUGAACAAGAAGUAAAAGACAAAGACAGUGAAAAAGAUGGAAAAAGUAUGGCAGAGCUGGAGAAACCAGUCAAGGGAAUAGAAUGGUUGAGAGAAUUCAGAUUAAAAGAGGAGAAAAUGUAUGAUCCAGGACAAGAGAUACUAGUGGAGGAAGAAAGACAAGAAAGAAAGACAAGGAACUGUGGGCAAAUGGAAGCGAGGAGGGAGGUGGAAAAGAAACAAGAGGAAUUGGUAGAUGGAGAAAUGGGUCAAAAGAGAAGUGAGAAAAGAUUGAGUGAUAUUAAGAAGAAGCGUCAGAAAGCAGAAGAAAUGCUGAGGAAACCAAGUGAAAUAAAGAUGGAAGGAAAAACUAGCACUGAUAAAGAAGAAAAAAUAAUGACAGUUAUGAAGACAUUGGAAACUACAAAGACAAAUACCCUUAAAACUAAAGGGAUGGAAUGGCUGGAAGAAGUUAGGCAAGACAGUAGAGAGAGGGUGAGUGAGAGAAAAAUGGAAGGAAAACAGUUGGAGAGAGAGACACAAUUUGAUAACUGGUUUGGAGAAAUAGACCGGAAGUUUGAAAAGGAGAGAGAAAUGGAGCAAAAGCGAAGUGAAGAAAGGUGGAGUGAGCUUAGGAGCAAUCAAAGGAGGCGGGUGGAAAACACACACGAAUUACAUAAAAAGAAUGAGAAAGAAAUUAAAGGACAUGAGCUGGUGAAUCAGACUGAGGUUGACCAGAAAACCAAUGAGGAGAGACCAGUUGACAUGGAAAAAAGAAUAAUCGGGAUGGAGAUAAAGCCAGCUUACAAAAAAAUGUCAUGGCAGGAUGACAUUAAGCAGAAUAUGAAGAAGGUGAAAGAUUCAGACAAAGACUUCCAUGAGACAUGUGGAAUCAUGGAUGACAAAAGAAAUGAUGAAAAGAGGGUUAUCAUAAAUAGGAGGCAGAGGGAGGGGGAGAGUAAAGAUGAGGCAAAACAAGUAAAGAAAGAGGAAUUGCUGGAUGAUUGGUUUGGAGAAAAGGAGCACAAGACAACUGAUGAAACAUUACGAGAACUUAGAGAGAAACGUCAGAAGAGGUUGGAGGAGAAGACACAAGAGAUGGAGAAGAAAAAGGAAAAAGAAAGAGAGAUGGUAAAGAAGCAACUGGCUAGACAAAGAGAGGUGGAGCAAAAAGCUAAAAUUAUCAGAGAGCUGUUAACCGACACUCAGGGAGACACUGAGGAGAAAGAAAAAGGCCAAAAAAUUGAGAGACAGGAAAUGAUGGAGAAUGGCAUAAAGAAUCGGAGGGGCAGAGAGAUUUCGGGGGAUGAAGAUUGCAGGAGAAAGGAACAACUGACAGAAGGAAAUGGCAGCUCAAGGUAUGGAUCAAGUGGAGACGGAAUGGAUGUAAAGAUAGAAAUGCAACAGGAGAUGGAUAUACAUAUCGAAGAAAGAAAGUGGAAAAGUCCUCAAACCAAACUUGAGGAACAGACAUUGGAGUCACAGAAGCAACUAAAGAAUGAGAGAGGCAUUCUGAUGAAAAAAGAUAUCCAGCUGGUGCAACAGUGUGACAGUGGGAUAAAGCAUCACAGAGAAGACAAAGGCAAGUCACAGGAAGACAAGAAAAAGCCCAAGGAAGAAGCAAAGGAGUCGAGCCCAAAUGACAAAAUGAGAGAAGAGGUCAUGUCCAGGAGACAGAGACUGACUCAGAACAGUGCCACAACUGAGGUGGUUGAGACUCCCAUGAAAUACAAAAUGGAGAGAACUAUAGAGUUGCAAACUGACGAGAGGGAGCUAAUACACAAUCCAGCGGGAUGGCAGAAACAGUCAAGUGUUCUGGAGAUAACGAGAGAGAAAGAGAGUGAAAGACAGAGAGAGCUGGAAAGGGAAUGGGAUAAAUGGGAAGAAAAUGCCAACCAGGAAAGAGAGAGGCAGCGGAAAGAGAGAGAGGAGCAAGAGAGGGAGAGGCAGAAAGAGAAGGAAAAACAUCUUGAAAUUCAAAAACAGAAAGAGCUGGAACAACAGAAGAAGUGGGAGACAGACAUAAAACAAAAGGAAGAUAUGGAAAGGCAGAGAGCCCAGGAGGAAGUCAGCCCGGAGCAACGACAGGAAGAGGACAGAGCCAAGAUGGUAUUGAAGACACACAUGCAGAACAUUGAGAAACCCACAAAGGUUACUGGACAGCGACUGGUGUGUCAAACUGAUGAAAUUGAGAAAGUAAGGAAUAACCUUCUCAGAAAGGAAAGUAAGUUGUGUCACUCGACCAUUCAGGCUACUUGUCAUCGAAAGCCUAGAAUCAUCCAUGUGAAGUCAUUUAUACAGACUGAUACUGACCAGAGACCUAACCCAGCAGAAUCUCUGCCUGAUAGCGAACCGACAUCAACCACUGAUGACCUCAAACCUAUCCAUCAGGUUAUAGAUUCCAAGCAAGAUGAAAACAACACUAUGAUUCCAAGCAAAGAGGGACCUAGUGGUGACCCCAAUUUCUGUCAGGUGCUAGAUAUAGAACUUGAGGAUGAUGAUAGUGGCAUUAUACCUUUAACAGGGAGUGUUAUUCCAAAGUCAGAAGUGGAGUCUUGUUAUAAGAGUGACUCUGAUGAGAGUGUGUCUGAAAAGGCCAAGAGACUUGAGAUUGAAAAACUCAAGAAAGGCAAUGUGGCCUUCAUGCCAUUGGAGAAGGAGGAUGAACACCAGGGGACCACAGAACAGCAACUACCCCAGGCCAGUGUGGAUCACUUUAAGGCACAGAGUUAUGACCCAGAUAUGAGACGUGAGGGGGGGGAGGAUGAGGAGGAGAUGAAUGAGGAGCAGGUUGAGAAUACAUCGUCCUGUCUGGAUGACACGGACUCACAGAAAGAGCUUCCAGAUGCCACUGAGCAUAAUGAGACGGGGAUGGAGGGUAACAGUGAGAAGAAGGACAAGAGUGUGAGGAGGAGGCUUUUUCGAUGGGUUAAUGAUAAAGCAAAAAACUACUACAGCGACAAAAUCGUCAGGACAAUUAUGAGAGAAGAGGAGGAGGGGAAAAGCGUUUACCAGCCAUGGUAUAUGGCCUUCCCAACGCCCCGAGCAGAGAGAGAGCAGGAAAAGAGGAGGGCAUUACUGAAGGCAGAGGACAGACGGCAAAGAAUGGAAGAGUCCUGGCAGAAGCGGGAGGCCAAAAGGGCUGUGAAAAAGGAGAAGAGGAAGAUUGAAAAGCAAGAAUGGCAGAGGGAGUGGACGAAAGCGAUGUCCCUUUAUUAUGGUUUUCCGGGGGCAACGUUGGAAGUCUCAGUAUGUCAGUGA
Molecule: messenger RNA, 4637 nt
Organism: Clupea harengus (Atlantic herring)
Lineage: Eukaryota; Metazoa; Chordata; Actinopteri; Clupeiformes; Clupeidae
Source: RefSeq, a predicted model, not a curated record